Molecule: messenger RNA, 871 nt
Organism: Neoarius graeffei (lesser salmon catfish)
Lineage: Eukaryota; Metazoa; Chordata; Actinopteri; Siluriformes; Ariidae
Gene: prdx1
Product: peroxiredoxin 1
Exons: 6
Coding region: 68-667 (199 amino acids)
Biological process (GO): removal of superoxide radicals; response to oxidative stress; hydrogen peroxide catabolic process
Cellular component (GO): cytosol
Molecular function (GO): thioredoxin peroxidase activity
Source: RefSeq, a predicted model, not a curated record
CGCGACAGCUGUUCGGCUGGUUUUUCUGAACUUUCCACACAGAGGCGGAACUAAAGUCCAACAGAAGAUGUCAGCUGGCAAAGCGCAAAUUGGCAAACCUGCCCCUGACUUCACAGCCAAGGCAGUGAUGCCUGAUGGCCAGUUUAAGGAUCUGAAAUUGUCAGAUUAUCGAGGGAAGUACAUAGUUUUCUUCUUCUACCCUCUGGAUUUCACCUUCGUGUGUCCCACUGAGAUCAUCGCCUUCAGCGACGCAGCAGAGGAGUUCAAAAAGAUCAACUGCGAAGUCAUUGGUGCGUCUGUGGACUCCCACUUCUGCCAUCUGGCCUGGAUAAACACCCCCAGGAAGCAAGGUGGCCUGGGACAUAUGAAAGUCCCGCUGGUGGCAGACACCAAACGAUCCAUCUCUCAAGACUAUGGUGUACUGAAGGAGGACGAAGGCAUUGCUUACAGAGGCCUCUUCAUCAUUGAUGAUAAAGGCAUCCUGAGGCAGAUAACCAUUAAUGACCUGCCGGUUGGUCGCUCGAUCGAUGAGACCCUGCGUCUGGUGCAGGCCUUUCAGUUCACUGACAAACACGGGGAAGUUUGCCCAGCCGGAUGGAAGCCUGGAAAGGACACGAUCAAACCUGAUGUCCAGAAGAGCAAAGAAUUCUUCUCCCAACAACACUAAACAAGACUCGGCAGUGUAGUUGAACAGGCCACACACUGGCACUUGCAUCAAACCGUAGUAAUAACAGUUCUGUUAAGCCUAAAAUAAGUGUGUAGGAUUGUAAUUGUUGUUUGUGUGACUUAUGAAAAGUAUCUUCCUGUAGAAGACUACUGUUUUGUAUAUUUGCACCAUGUUUUCUUUGAGAUAAAGGAAUAUGAGAGCAGG